GCGAGCAGACAGGCCGGGAGGCCAGGUGUGGGGCAGCCCUGUGCGUGUGAGGGAGGUGCGGGAGCUCUGGCUUGCGUGGUCCGGGCAGAGCAGUUGUUUGGGCCCGUUGAGGGAGCUCAGUGACCCGUCUGGGGGCCCUGGCUUUGCCGUGGCCCUUCCUGCGUGAGAGGUGGUGGCUGAGGCCUGGCCCAUCCCGGCCCCCUCAGCGCCCCGCGGGGCCCGGGCUCGGCCCUCAGUUGUGGGGCUGAGGGACGACUGCAGCCUCCCGGCCGGGGGAGUCACGACUGCUUUCUCCCACCCCCAUCCCCACUUCCCACUUACCCUCUUGCUGCUUUCUAGCUGUAAUUAAUUCUUCGCCAUGGCAGUUUUGAAGGGUUUGGAUGCUUGAAAUGGCAUUUUCGUCUUUGACAGAUAGAUUUACCCCCGCCCCCUUUUUUUGCCUCUCUUUCCUCAACACACAUUGUCCUGGUUUUCUUAAGUUGAAUUUUCCCUUCAGCUUCUGCUGCUUUUUUCUUCAUUUCUGCAGUAAUAUCUUUUGUCUCAUUCUCCUGUUUCUUUUCCUCCUUUCUCUCCUUCUGUGUUUCUGUCUCCUCCUUUUCCAUUUUCCUCUAAUCUCUCAGCUUUUGAAGCUAAAUAGGCUCAGCACACACUUCUCAUUGAAAUGAAUGAAGGCAGUAGAUUUAAGUUUAAUUUAAUUUAAUUUGAGCUAAUCUUAUUUGAACACAAUUUGGCCAGAAAAUGAUGGUAGUGCCAGAUCGCAUUUAAACAGAAAUACGCAUCUAUGUACCAGCCUGGCUUUUGACUUAUCCUCCUUUUAAAACAUGGGUUCCCAUCUCUUACGGAUUCCAGCAGUGGCUCAAAUUUACUAGGACCUGGGCACUCCUCACUUUUCCACUAACAACAGCUGUUCAUAUGAGGGAAUGAAGAGGAAGAAAACUCUUUUUGAUUUGACUUGAAACGUUUUGUGGAAACCUAAAUUUCACUUUUUCCUUUUCUUUUGGAGUUACGUGAUUCUUUCCACUUUCCCCUUUAAUAUAAACUGAAGUCAAUUCAAAAUUAAAUGCCAUCUCAGGGCAAAAAUGUUAACAAAAUAGUUAAAAUAUUUUAGAGAUUUUUUCAGGUUUUUCGGUUUAAGCUACUUUUUAAAUUCUGCCUGAAUUCAACAACCAUUUUGACCUCCCUCUUAUUCCUUUUGCAUACUUGCUAUUCCCCCCAAAACAAAAAAGUAUAGAAAAUACUUUGGUAUUUUGUUAUAAAUUUAUGUUAUUUUUUUUUUAAAGUUCAGCAGUUAGGACUAUUCAUUUUGUUUGAUAAUUAGACUCCUGAGAGAAGACAGCUCCAAGGAAAGCAGCAAUGUUGCUUGGAACCUGAUCAUACAAAAUAAGAUCAUCACCAAACCCCAUUUCUGACAGCAACAGUACAUUACAGGUGGUGUUUUCAGCGUUAUGUGGAUGCCUAAAGAUGUAGAUAAAUGUCUUCUGGCAUUUUCAAGGGAAACAUAUAUUGAGUAUACUUAAUAAACUGUGAAGAAAUUGCUAUCAUUAAGCAAAAAUAAAGUUGGACGUCUUCCAACUAUGGUAUCUGUUUGCAUUGAAACAGUAGCAUCUUGUAAAUCUUUAGAAAGCAUAUGCCAGUAUUAUAGUAAAUUCUGAGAUAAAAGGUAUUUCAUAUUGCAAUUCUUUCUGGAAACAAACUUACCCGCUAAUUAUAGAUCACAUAAUUAUUUUUAGUGGAUUAAAGACUAAUGACUGUAUGUUUUGGAAUGUAACUUAGUAUUUUUGUAGUGUAGUUUAGCAUAGUUUAGUUGCUGUUUAGAAUAGCAACUGUUCAGUAUUGUUUAUGUUAAUUUUUCUGUGUGAUCAACUCACUCACGUUCUGAUUCCUGAUAGGUUACAGAUGUCAAUUUUUAAGUCUUCUACGAGCAAUGUAAUGAUGAACUCAGAUCACUGUUUCCUCCAUAUUUUAGUAGAAGAAGAUAGUAAGUCAGGAAGUGGCACAAAAAGCAGGGGUGCUAAUGAUUCCCCAAAGACAAAUAAAAGUAUCAAAAGCAGUAGCUGUGGCAACAGUAAUGAUUGUAAGCAAUGCAGCAGAGAAUAUGGAAGUGAAAAUUCUCAUGCUAACUAUUCUGAGGACUUCAUCAGUGAGCUCAGAAACAGCAAGAAGGAGCAAUAAUUUAAAACUAUCAGGAACUGAAGAGAAGAAAUCACAGAAGAAGAAAAAAAAGAAAAAAGGGCAGCAUAUUGUCCCCCCAAAAGGAGGGAAGAAAUUGCCACCUAAGAAGAUGCAACAUAAGAAUACUUCAUUUUUAAGCCUGCAGAAUAAUACGAUUUCCCAGAAAAAAAAUGCAGUGGCUCAGCGAAUAUCAUCAGCAAAACUUCAGAAAAUCAGGGAGCUGAAAAAUGAACUAUUUGAUUUACAACACAAGCUGGAAGCAUCAAACUUAGAAAACCAGAUUCUGAAAGAGCUUCAGUGUCGGCACUUGAAAGCAAUAGGUAGAUAUGAGAAUUCAGAAAAUAACUUGCCUGAUCUUUUGGCGAGACAUUAUACUGAGGUAAGAACUUUAAGGAAACUCCUGAGGAUGUCUCAGGAGGAAGAACGAAAUACAUCCAGGAAGCUCAGAAAAGUUGAAGCAGAACUGCUAAAAAAUAAAGAUGCUUUGCAGGCAUUGCGUAAACUCUCAGAAGACAAGGGUCUUGCAGAAAGAGAUGAGCUUAAUCACAGAUUAUCAGUCCUUACGGAAAAAAUAGAAGACAAUAAUAAGAGAAUACAGGUCCUUGAAAAACAGCUGAAGUUGAACAAUAGCACCUUUAGUCGUCAGUUGGCAGAUGAGAAUAAAAGAGCUGUUGAAGCUGGAAUAAUUACAAAGCACUUGCAAAUGGAAAUUAACUCUCUUCACCAAAAAAUUAAGGAAAAGGAACGAGAACUGUGUAUAAGAAAUAUAUAUGCAAAUCGGAUGCUUAAAAUUCCAAAGGACAAAGGAGAUUCAGUACCUCAUGAAAAAAGUCUUAGUUUAAACAAAUCAGUACAAGUAGACAAACAGAGUUUUAGAUCACUACUGCUGUCACAAUACCAAAACAAGGAAACAGAAAAAAGUCCCAUUCAGUUAUCAAAGAAGGAAGAGCAUUCAGAAGAUAAAAAUCAAAAAGUUAAAGCCAGCGAAGCACACAUAGAUGCCCAAUGUGAAGUAGAAAAGCAACGAACCAAGAAAAUCUCCAAGCUGGAAACUUUUAACAGAACAUGUAGAGAAUUUUUAAGGGAAGGCAAACCAGUGACGGAAGAAUACACGCGUUUGGAAUAUAUGAAACAAGAGGAAAAAAAGAGAGAAGAGCAAAAGAGGAAAGCUAAACUGCUUAAACAGGAGCUGAAAGAAAUGAUGAAAGCUGAACAGACUCCUCUGAAUGACAUUGUAAAAAAGAACAGUCAAGAAGGAGAUGCAGUGGAAGAACGUGAAAAAGAACAAAAGCCAGACAAACAGCUAAAUAGCAGUGGGAGGGAAGACAGUAAGCCUGUAACUCCUACACAAAGCAACAAAACACCCAUUAGACUGAGAAAACAAUACAUAUUCUCAGAAGCCACUGAAAAUUUGCAUCAGGGGCUUCCUGCCUCAGGUACAAAAUUCAGAACAGGUAGCCUUUGCAACCAUAGACAUGCAUUUCAGGACUGCAGUGAAAUAGCCGAAUCAAAAGUGAAAAACUCAUUUGGACUAUAUGAACCGUCUUUCGGUAAAGUUACCAGAACAAGGCAGAAGGACAGUUUGGUUGAAGCAGAAGGCUCCACUCCUAUGACAUUCACUGAAAGGAAAAACAGUCUUAUGAAAGAACUCUUUGGACCAAGCUGUGUUUUAAAAGACAACCAUUCCAAUAACACCAUGACAGAAGCAGAGAGAGAGAAGUGAAAGGAUGCAAGAUUACGAAAGCCGAAUUUCAAAACACCACUACUAGCUUAAAAUGUGGAGAGUCUAACACCAAUGAAAUCAUUAUGAACAACCUCACGAGAACACACAAAAUAAUAAUUUCACUCAAUAUUCAAGUAUAUUAACUUGAAUGUAACUUAUCUUUAAUCUUUUGAGAUAUGGAACGUUUUUCAACGCUUACUGAAACAUGUUUUACUUACAAAUGUUUUUACCUUCAUAAAACACAUUAUAUGUUACAUGCAUCGAGAAUUGUUUCUUCAGUGAUUCUUCAAAUACGAUACAUCAUCCAAUCACUUGUCUCAGAAGAACAUUUGUGGGAGGAUCAUAAUGCAUCUUACUAACUAAGACCACCUUAACAUGACAUUUUAAACUGUUACCGGGGAUGUCUGAGGUAGUCCUUUUAGGGUAAUUUUUCAGUUUUGGAAUCCUCUCUGCAGUUGAAUUUUGAUUAUUCGCCAGCUCCUUAUGGAGAGAUACCUGAUUUCACGCUGUUCGUUAUUUGAUUACUACCAAAAAUGCACUAAAUAAAAUUAUUUUCUUCACUUCUGCAAUGACUUCCAGAAUUCACACAGAAUAAAAAUAAUUUGAUACUGCAUUGUUUUCACUAGCAUUAUAAAACUCUGAAGCUGCAUUCUUUUCCACUGUUAGAAAUGAUCAAAUCAAUUUGCCUGGUAGUAUCCACAGCUGACUUCCAAAGAUGAAUGUACAAGUGAAAACUACUGUUUUGAAGCAGUCAGGCAUAUCCAGUUCUCAAAGAGUCUUUAAAAUACCCUGUGCUUAAGGUUGUCUACGUGAGGGUAGAAGGA
This is a messenger RNA of Struthio camelus australis, 4719 nucleotides long. The record is from RefSeq and is a predicted model, not a curated record. NCBI's taxonomy places the organism in Eukaryota, Metazoa, Chordata, Aves, Struthioniformes, Struthionidae.